Molecule: messenger RNA, 2007 nt
Organism: Ceratina calcarata
Lineage: Eukaryota; Metazoa; Arthropoda; Insecta; Hymenoptera; Apidae
Product: cilia- and flagella-associated protein 52
Exons: 10
Coding region: 29-1984 (651 amino acids)
Molecular function (GO): protein binding
Source: RefSeq, a predicted model, not a curated record
GUCGUUGCAUAUCGUAGAACUUUUCAUUAUGGACUUGCAAUAUCUUGAAUUACUUGGCGUGAUAGCCUUCGACGGUCUCGUAAGGAAUGGUUUACAUGUACAUCCCGAUGGAGAACACAUUAUACACGCAACGGGGAACAAAGUCACCAUAAAAAAUAUAAAGUCCGGCGAACAGACCUUCCUCACUGGCCACAAAAAUGCGGUGUCCGCAGUAUGCAUUUCACCCUCCGGAGACUUGAUAGCUUCUGGUCAAGUGACACAUCAUGGUUUCAAGGCAAUGGUCAUAAUAUGGGACUACCAGGAGCGUAAAAUGAAGUCUAAGUACGAAUUGCAUAAAGUCAGAGUCGAAGCCGUGUGCUUUACGCAGAACGGGCAAUAUCUGAUCAGUCUCGGUGGUAGGGACGACGGUCGCGUGAUACUCUGGGACAUUGAGAACGAAACGCCGCUGUGCGGUACUCUUGCCGCGAGCGAAGCUUGCGGGGACGUUUUGAUUGUCGCGCGAACGAACAUCUCCCCGACGGCUUUUGUCACCGCUGGCGAUGGAAAUUUGAGAUUAUGGCGCACGAGUACGAAAGAUCGAAAGAUCUACGGGACGGACGCGAAACUCGGGAAGAUCAAGCGUUCGAUCAACUGCGUGGUCAUCGAUGAAAAGGACGAAAAUAUUUAUUGCGGAACGACGUCUGGCGACAUUAUAAAAGCAAGAUUCAACGUCGAAGAUGACAAAUGCCCGGUCAUGGUCGGUUGUUACACGAAGAUACCGAAGCACGUGGGAAAGACGAACGGGAACGACGUAGAAGUAUACGCGGGCGGCGUAAAAAAUCUGUUGCUCUUAGAGAAAGAAAAGUUGAUCGUCGGUGCUGGUGAUGCGACGAUCGAAUUAAUUGAAAUAGCGAAAGAACCACCGCGUACCGCAAAUAAAACGAAACAGUCGCUGACUGUACCAGUUAUAGUGACACUCCGUACAGCGGACGUGUGCGCUCCGGCGACAUCGAUGGUCCGGUUUAAAAAUGACUUUAUACUCGUAGGAACUACUCUAAGCGAGAUCUAUGAAAUUCAUUUGGCCACCUUUCGCUUGCGUUUGAUAAUCACUUGUCAUACCAGUACAAUAUACGAUUUGGCAUUUCCGAGGGACUGUUCAGAGAUAUUCGCGACGACCGGUAAAAAUGACAUACGAAUAUGGAAGCUGGACAAUCAGAAAGAACUGCUCAGGAUCACCGUACCAAAUUUUUCCUGUUCCAGUAUAUGUUUCGAUUCGAAAGGAUCUAUAAUAUCCGCCUGGAACGACGGGACAGUAAGAGGUUUCGCUUUGAACGGAGGAAAGCUGCUGUUCGAGAUCAAUAGCGCUCACACGAAAUCCGUCUCGGUCGUUACGAUUACAAACGACGACUGCAAACUCAUCACUGGUGGCUGCGAGGGGCAGGUGCGAGUAUGGAACGCAGUAACCGAGAUACGUCAUCUACUGAAAGUGAUGAAAGAGCACAGGGGUGCGAUAACGUCGUUGCACGUUUCACCUGAUAACAAGAGUGUGAUCAGUUCCAGUAAGGACGGCACGUGCAUAAUGUGGGAUUUGAGAAAUUUAACGAGGAAGUUCAUGCUGAGUGGAAAUACGAUGUACAUGGCAACGUGUUUCGUGCCCAGCGGCGUACAGAUUUUAACUUGCGGCACGGAUGGGAAAGUGGCAUACUGGGAGACCAUAGACGGCUCGUGGGUUCGGGAGGUUGAGGGUUCAGUCUCUGGCAGAUUGAACACGAUCAAUUUCAGUUGCGACGGAAAUUAUUUUCUCACCGGAUCGGAUGAUAAUAUCGUGAAACUAUGGGAAUAUCGUACUGCGAGCACUGUCCGCGUAGGUCUUUCACACGCUGCCGCUGUUACCGCCAGCGCGUUCUCUCCGAAUGGAAAAUCUAUCGUUACAGUGAGCGCGGACGGUGCCGUCAUGAUUUGGAAAUACCCGUUUUCGGAAACGUCGACUACGAACGCGUCGUGAUAACGUUCGAGAGAAACUCUGCU